This is a messenger RNA of Aspergillus candidus, 2179 nucleotides long. RefSeq lists its product as uncharacterized. Gene Ontology annotation, molecular function: DNA-binding transcription factor activity, RNA polymerase II-specific; transcription cis-regulatory region binding; zinc ion binding. Bases 62 to 2179 code for a protein of 705 amino acids. Lineage: Eukaryota; Fungi; Ascomycota; Eurotiomycetes; Eurotiales; Aspergillaceae. Gene Ontology annotation, cellular component: nucleus. The transcript has 2 exons. The record is from RefSeq and is a predicted model, not a curated record. Gene Ontology annotation, biological process: positive regulation of transcription by RNA polymerase II.
GCAUGUUCGUGCUGCUCUGUUCUUCCUCCUAUCGGUUCCCUGCUAUGUCCGGGGUCAGUCCAUGAUGAGACGUGUGAAGAAAUCGCGCAAUGGCUGUGCUCGUUGCAAGGGCAAACGGGUCAAGUGUGGGGAAGAAAAGCCGCAGUGCGGACGAUGCACCCGUCUGGGGGUGAGAUGCCCCGGCUACGUCCAGUCGCUCCGCUGGGUCACCAAAUAUCCAGAAUCGUCUCCCGAUGCCCUGGAUCAGGAUGUCGCCGCUGAGAAGGACGAUGUUCAAUUCGAACCCUCUUUCCCAUCCCCGUCAGAUCAGCCCGUUGCACCUCGGUCAACGUCGGCCAUCCCGACUCCAUUUGUCAACCCUCUGACUCAGACCUUGGCGGAGGGUGGGGAUUUCAGUGUCCCGUCGACCCCAGACUUCUCCGGCUCGAGAGACUCGGGAUCGAACGAAACGGCGGCCUUAUGUGAGAGCCUCUGGGGCCUCCAGGGAUCAAACACCCUCCCGGAGCUGGCAGACCUAUGCCCCGCUUCUCCAGCAGCAUCCACCAGGAGGGCGUCCCGACAGGACAGCUCAAUAUUCGAACUCGGGUCGCCCAUCCCCUCAGAGUCCAACGCGGAUUUCCUGUCCAUGGCCGCUCCCUCGCUCCAGGACGAGUCACGCCAUUACCCGGGCUUCUCCCCGUCGAACAUUGUCCGGAGAUACCCACCGUCCAGUCCGCGGCCCCCACCCCUCCGCGACUUCACGUCAAUCCCGCAACCCUUGAACAACCCGUCCUGGACGCUCAUCGAAUACUACUUCAAAGAAGUCGCCGCACUAUUCUCCACCUAUGAUAGCCAGAUGAACCCGUUCCGCACCACGGUGUCGCGCCUGUGGGGGUCCUCCUUGGCCAUGUGCAAGACGAUGCAAAGCAUGGCUGCAGCCACCCUCGUAAAUGACUUCCCGCAUUUCGGCCCCUUGGGUCGGCAGAUGAGAGACGAGGCCGUCGACGUCAUCACCAAGGAGCCCACCCUGGACGACAAAUCACUCCUGGCCCUCCUCAUGCUCGGCCAGACGGCCAGCUGGCACGAUUCGACAGACUUGGGCAUCUCCUUCUUCAACCUCUUGCGGAAUCACCUCGACUCCAAACCAUCCGUCACGCGAGACCCUGGGCGAAGUAACAACCACCAGUUCUUCGAAGAAGCCCUGGUCUACUGGGAGAUGCUGCUGUCCUUUGUCGCCGACGAUGCCACCAUCCGGUCCGGUCCCUCCACGGCCGGCACAGGCGAGUCCCUCGUCUUGCAACGGGUGCCCCAUCCGUGGACCGGCAUCGCCCGCGAUACCCAAUCCACCAUGCAAGAGGUGGGCCGGCUCGUCCGUCGGGAACGGAAACGCAUCCGCGCGCGGCGGUUCACCUCCCAUGGUGAGGUCACGCAGGCGCAGCGGGCCCUAGACAAGGCCCGCGAGCUGGAGGAACGACUGCUCGGAUUCGCCCAUCCGGCGGAAGCCGAGAUCGUCUCCCCCGGGGAUGAUGAAACCCCCGUCUGGCAUCUGCUGACCAUGGCGGAGGUCUACCGCUGCACGGGUCUCAUGCAGCUCUACCGCGCCUUCCCCGAUCUACUUCAGCGCCGGCUCCCUCGGCCGCCUCUGUCCUCGUCGUCCGUCCCCUUCCCGGACCCCUUCCUGUCUGUCGAUGUGGACACCGACCCCGCGACCGCCUGGUUCUGCGACCCAUCGCAUCUUCCGACCCCCGAGGGUACGAAUCCCGCGAAUCCGCCGCCCGCCGACCAACCCCCGCCCGACGCCUCCUACCACGACACUUGGCUGACCGAGUUCGCCCUCACCACGCUCUCCCGGCUCAAGACCAUCCCGCUGGAGUCGCGCACCCGCUGUCUGCAGCCGUUCCUCCUCGUCGCCGCCAGCAGCGAGCUCCGCCUCCCACGGAGCGAUGACCCGUCGGUCGACGCCUCGUACCGAAGCAACGAGCACGGACCGAGCAUCUCAUCGCACGCGAUCGAGGUGUCGCGGACUCGGCGGUUCGUGCUCGGACGGCUCACCUCGUUCCUGCACGUGCUGCCGCCCAAACCCAUCCAGGUGUGCCUGCAGCUCGUGGAGGAGGUCUGGCGACGGAUGGACGCGGGCGAGGCGGAGGCGUACUGGAUGGAUGUGAUGAUCGAGAAGGGGUGGGAGACCACCAUGGGUUAA